GGCUUUGGGGGCUCUUUGUCUGCUGCUGUGCUGGCAGAUCAUGGAGCUUUUCAGGCUGAGCCUGGGCUGCAUUUGCCUCCUUCCCUGGCUUGAGGUAGCAGAGGGACAAGGCUUCCUCAUAAGGAACACCCGGCUGGAAAAGUGCAUCCGUGCCUCCCAGGAGACCAACAGCAUCAGCCUGGCCAGCUGCAAGGAGCACUCCCAGCAGCAGAGGUGGGGCUGGGACCCUGACACAGGCACCAUCAUCAGCCUGCACACGGGGCGCUGCCUGUCUGCACACAGGAUGCGCCAGAACGCCCUGGUCAAGCUGGAGCCCUGUGGAGACUGGGAACGCCAGGCAUGGUCCUGCAGCAGGAAGGGACACUUGACUCUGCAGAGCUUGGGCUUCCACCUUGGCACCAAGGAGGGAGGCCACAAGGUCUUUGUCUCGAGGGAGAAGGACAAGUUCAGCAGGUGGAAGACGCUGGCAGAUGAAACCGUCUGUGCUGCUGCCCGGACAGCAGCUGGGAGGCCCAGCAAACCAACACAACGAGCUCUAGACACACGAGUGUGGAUCUAUGAAACUAAAACCAUUGAUUCGUCAAAGAUCGAUGCUGUGGACAGAGAGUCUUCUGUGAGCUUGACUGACCCCCCUUUGGCUAACAAGUUCAACAGCACAGUGUCUCCAGAAAAGACCAAACAGGCACAGCUCCCAGCAAACGAGGAUCCAUCCCACAACCACUCCAAGAAACAUGGAAAUCGGGGGAAAAACACUGGGGCCAGGCUUGCAGGCACAAACUGGAAGACAGCCAUGCUGGUCCUCAGCCCCUUGGCUUUCAUACUGGGAUUAAUAAUACUGACACUCAAUGUUCACUACAACAAGAAGAAGAAAAUCCUCUCUGCUCUGAAGAGUUCUCCAGCCCACAGCAGCAGAGUUGAUUUGCGGGAGCCCACCCCGCUGCGGAGAGGGGUCCACCCCCAGCCCUACCUGCCGCCAUCCCGCUCCCCUUCCCUGAGGCACGGAGAGAUCCUCAUCGAGUGGAAAGAUGGGACUGUCACUCCUCUUUUUGACAACAUCAAUUACCAAGUGGACUAGCUCCAGAAUGACAGAGCUUUUGUUCCCUCCCGUGUCACUGUUCCCACCAGGAAAGCUGCCACCACAGCUAUCUCCUCCCUGCCCUCGCUGUUUUGACAGGAAGCACAGUUUGGGGUUUUUUUCUAAACACUUGAGUACAAUCUUCUUGCACAGGACGAGGGCUGAAGCAAGCAGAGUAGAUUGGUUGGUUUGUAUAGGCAUAUGCUGCUUAGCAAUUUCAGAACUGCUUUAACCCACAAGAAACCCCAGGUUUUCCUAAAUGAAGCUGGGAUUUCUUCCAGCUGCAACUGCCCAUGGAAUCAAAAUUAGAGUUACUGAGCAUAUGAAAAAGUGAAUCUUUGAAGACAAGGCAAAAGGUAAAAAAGCAAAAGCCCUGAUGAUCCUUAAAUUCUUUUUAAGAUAAAACUAGCUGCCAAUAGUCACAGAAGGCCAUCAGUUACAUUGUCAGUGUGAGAAUGUAAUUAAUAAGCACUGCCUUCUAUAAAAUCUCUUCCAGAUACCUGCCAAAAUAUUCAUCCCCACUAAGUUGUCAAUUAAGUAACAGCAAGUCAUUUUCUAACUUAAAAGGUAGCACUCCACGGUCCUGUCUGCAUCACUGCAAGAGCCCUGCUGAGACAUCCUGUGUCUCUCAAAACUUUUCCAUAUUUAGGAUGUACUAAACCUUAUUAUAACACACAUCCUCUUUUAUUAUAUAGACUGGCAAGAAAUGUCGGUCAUGCUUGUUGGGGAUAUUGCAUAUAGAGCCACUUUAUUCCAGCUUCAGUCUCUGAUUUCCUAUAAUCAUAUGGAAUAGUCAAUGAAUAGAUACACUGCUCCACCAGAGCAGUAAUACAGUUCUUUUUCUUUUAGAUAGGAGUAAGACAUUGUUUUCAGCCUUUACACUUCUUGUUUGAGCAAAAUUACCUGCGACUA
This is a messenger RNA of Camarhynchus parvulus, 1987 nucleotides long. RefSeq lists its product as uncharacterized. Bases 41 to 1075 code for a protein of 344 amino acids. Lineage: Eukaryota; Metazoa; Chordata; Aves; Passeriformes; Thraupidae. The transcript is spliced from 6 exons. The record is from RefSeq and is a predicted model, not a curated record.